AUGCAAGUCCUCCUCCUGCUCGCAGCAGUAGGGUUUUGCUGGGCGCAGUACAACCCUAACACUCUCUCUGGGAGGACGUCUAUUGUGCAUCUCUUUGAAUGGCACUGGGCCGAUAUUGCUCUUGAGUGUGAACGCUAUUUAGCUCCUAAUGGAUUUGGAGGAGUUCAGAUUUCACCUCCAAAUGAAAAUGUUAUCAUUACUGACCCCUGGCAACCAUGGUGGGAAAGAUACCAGCCCGUCAGCUACAAGCUGUGCACACGAUCUGGGAAUGAAACUGAAUUUAGAGACAUGGUGACCAGGUGCAACAAUGUUGGAGUACGUAUUUAUGUGGACGCAGUAAUCAACCAUAUGUGCGGAGCUAAUGCUGGUGCUGGCAACCAUGCUACUUGUGGAAGCUAUUUCAAUGCAAAGACUGAAGAUUUUCCCGCUGUGCCAUAUUCUGGCUGGGACUUUAAUGAUGGUAAAUGUAAAUCUAGAAGUGGAGACAUUGAGAAUUAUCAUGAUAUAUCUCAGGUCCGAGACUGCCGCUUGGUUAGCCUUCUUGAUCUGGCCCUGGAGAAGGACUACGUACGCUCAAAAGUUGCCGAGUACAUGAACUACCUCAUUGAUAUUGGCGUAGCAGGCUUCCGGAUUGAUGCUGCCAAGCAUAUGUGGCCUGGGGAUCUGAAGGCGAUUUUAGACAAGCUGAAAGAUCUAAAUACUAGAUGGUUUUCUGCAGGAACAAAACCUUUCAUUUACCAGGAGGUAAUUGACUUGGGCGGCGAGCCGAUCAAAGGCAGUGACUACUUUGGAAAUGGCCGAGUGACAGAAUUCAAAUACGGUGCAAAACUGGGGACAGUGAUCCGCAAGUGGAACGGAGAAAAGAUGGCCUACUUGAAGAACUGGGGCGAAGGGUGGGGCUUUGUGCCUUCCGACAGAGCCCUGGUCUUUGUGGAUAAUCACGACAACCAGCGGGGUCACGGGGCCGGCGGAGCUUCCAUUCUAACCUUCUGGGACCCCAGGCUUUAUAAAAUGGCAGUUGGUUUCAUGCUUGCUCAUCCGUAUGGGUUCACGCGUGUGAUGUCAAGUUUUCGCUGGCCAAGAUCUUUUGUAAAUGGACGGGACGUCAACGACUGGAUCGGACCGCCGAGUAACUCGGAUGGAUCAACAAAGCCUGUUACAAUCAACGCAGACACUACCUGUGGCAACGGCUGGGUUUGUGAACAUCGCUGGCGUCAAAUAAAGAACAUGGUUGUCUUCCGUAACGUGGUGGACGGUCAGCCUUUCUCCAACUGGUGGGACAACGGCAGCAAUCAAGUAGCUUUUGGCCGUGGUAAUAAAGGCUUCAUCGUUUUUAAUAAUGAUGACUGGUCUUUGAAUGUAACCCUGCAGACUGGUCUGCCUGCUGGCACUUACUGCGAUGUCAUUUCUGGGCAAAAGAAAGGUGACUCCUGUACCGCAGUUGAAGUUCACGUUGCUGCUGAUGGCGUGGCUAAUUUCCUGAUUAGUAACGAGGAUGAAGACCCAUUCAUUGCAAUUCACGUUGACGCCAAAUUGUAACCAGAUCUGUGGUGCACGUGUUGUUUCUUCUCUUCUGUAUUUUUGCUGACAGCGUACAAGGUGGUCUGAUUCUCUUGGCUCUCCAGCACCGAAUGAACCCUGACAGAGCGAAGUGCAUGAGCUUGUAUUAGUGAAAUAGCGAGUAGCUGCUGUACAGAGACAGGAGCUAGUGGUGCUAGCGCAGAUCUGGAAGAGGCGGUAUACGCCCGCUUGCCUUUGUAAUUGCGCUUUAUUCAGUUAAAGUACUAAUAAAAAAUGAAAGGAGA
Molecule: messenger RNA, 1805 nt
Organism: Pygoscelis adeliae (Adelie penguin)
Lineage: Eukaryota; Metazoa; Chordata; Aves; Sphenisciformes; Spheniscidae
Product: pancreatic alpha-amylase-like
Exons: 10
Coding region: 1-1539 (512 amino acids)
Biological process (GO): carbohydrate metabolic process
Molecular function (GO): cation binding; alpha-amylase activity
Source: RefSeq, a predicted model, not a curated record